Messenger RNA from Fusarium falciforme, 1140 nucleotides. Its product is annotated as 2-oxoisovalerate dehydrogenase subunit alpha. Lineage: Eukaryota; Fungi; Ascomycota; Sordariomycetes; Hypocreales; Nectriaceae. Gene Ontology annotation, biological process: branched-chain amino acid catabolic process. Gene Ontology annotation, molecular function: oxidoreductase activity, acting on the aldehyde or oxo group of donors, disulfide as acceptor. The record is from RefSeq and is a predicted model, not a curated record. The coding region runs from base 1 to 1140 and encodes 379 amino acids. The transcript is spliced from 4 exons.
AUGAACUCCAACAGCAUUAUCGAAGAUGAGAGCCAGGUUUCAUCCGAAGUCACGCCAGAGCGAGUACUCGGAUGGUACAAAAACAUGCUCACAGUCAACAUCAUGGAUGGCAUCAUGUUUGACGCACAGAGACACGGUCGUCUGAGCUUUUACAUGGUCUCACAUGGCGAAGAAGCUCUCAUGGUUGGGUCCGCAGCCGCCUUGGAUGCCGCCGACGUUAUCACCACCCAGUACAGAGAACACGGCGUCUUUCUGCAGCGCGGAUAUGAGUUGAAAGACUUUAUGUGCCAGCUAGCAGGAAACCACAAUGAUCCUGGAAAGGGACGUAACAUGCCAGUUCACUAUAGUGGAAAGAGCAAAGUUAAUAUUCACGCAGUAGCCUCUACCCUGGGCACCCAGAUACCCCAUGCCACCGGCGCCGGAUACGCUCUGAAGAUGGAGGCUCUCGAGAACCCUGACCAGGCGCCAAGAGUAGCAGCGUCAUACUUUGGUGAGGGUGCUGCCAGUGAGGGUGACUUCCACGGCGCACUCAACGUCGCUGCUACACAGGAUGUUCCUGUCAUCUUUAUCUGUCGUAAUAAUGGCUUUGCUAUUUCGACCCCAGCAUCUCAACAAUACCGUGGAGACGGAAUUGCUGGCCGCGGAGCUGGUUACGGCAUCGAGACUCUCCGCGUUGAUGGCACCGACAUCUUUGCCGUCUACCAGGCAACGAAGGAAGCUAGAAGGCGAGCGCUUAAAGGAGGCGGACGACCGAUCCUCCUAGAAUUCAUGAGCUAUCGCAUCUCGCAUCACAGCACAAGCGACGACAGCUCAGCGUAUCGUUCUAGCAGUGACGUGAGCUAUUGGAAGUCCGAUGAUCGCCAUCCCGUCGCUCGGCUACGCAAGUGGCUGGAGCACCAAGGUGUUUGGGAUCAGACAAGAGACGCCAAGCUGCGGGCGCAGCUUCGCAAGGACAUUAUCCUGGAGCUUUCAGAGGCAGAGAAGGAAAAGAAGCCUGCGCUUCGUGCUAUCUUUUCUGAUGUCUACGCCGAGUUGACUGAGGAAGCGGAAGCACAACGUCAGGAACUCAAGAGGAUUAUGCUCAAGUACCCUGAAGAGUACGAUUUUGAGGAGCAUGAGGGAGGAAUUGAAGGUUUAUAG